AUGGCCGCCCAAGAACACAAAGCCGAGGCUUCAGCCUCAGCCCAGCCUUCCUCUUCAUCUACCCCCGCCCCGGCCGCGGUCGACAAGAAGGCCAGCUCUGCUCAAUCCGCCAAGCUUCUCAAGAACUCCCGUCUCCCCGCUACCAUGAUCACGGCUGCAGGCUCUAUUCAAGCUUCUCAAAAGAACAAAGCCAACAAGGGCCAGAUGUCGAAGAAGAAGAAGGCCAGGACGGAGAAGGGCAAGGACAGAGCAGCGGAGCUUAGUUCAAGGUUGGAAGAGAAAGUAAGGGGAAGAGAGGAUAGGAAGGCUAAGAGACAAAGGGCGAAGAAGGCUUGGGAAUGA
Molecule: messenger RNA, 342 nt
Organism: Cryptococcus wingfieldii CBS 7118
Lineage: Eukaryota; Fungi; Basidiomycota; Tremellomycetes; Tremellales; Cryptococcaceae
Exons: 3
Coding region: 1-342 (113 amino acids)
Source: RefSeq, a predicted model, not a curated record